Pomacea canaliculata is the source of this 2832-nucleotide messenger RNA. RefSeq lists its product as uncharacterized. Bases 458 to 928 code for a protein of 156 amino acids. The transcript is spliced from 6 exons. The record is from RefSeq and is a predicted model, not a curated record. Lineage: Eukaryota; Metazoa; Mollusca; Gastropoda; Architaenioglossa; Ampullariidae.
UUUAUAAAAUUUUGAUACCUCACACUAUAAUACUUGAGCGACAUUAAUAUAAUUUAAAUCAUUUAUAACUUUAGACAGAUUGAAUAGUGUUGAACAAAUAUUUUAUUUUGCCACAAUUACAGUUAAUUCAGAAUUUCCUUACGACCACCAUUCGCUUUAAGCGUUUGUAGUAACUGAAUUUCCUCUUAAGAGAAACAUAUUUAAGCUGUUGUCUAACACCUGGGGCUUCAGCUGAUAAUUGUAGGGUUUUCGCAGGACGAAAGAAACUUAAACGCUCAUUGGUUUUUCAGUGAUAUGUCUCUCAAAUGAGAGAAAACGAAACUUUUCGUAAAUCUCAAGUUACCUCUUGCUCUUUGUGAAUCCACAUUUUUCUUUAAAAAACAUCCUCAACCUAAAUUUAUUGUAGCCACACAUCAAAGUGUGAAAGUCACUUUUCAUUUGCUAGACAGGACCAAGAAUGGACCCUGCAAGUGGUCCAAAGAAGUUCUUGUACACAGGUCCCAGGAAAGACUCAGGAGAUGAAGACCAAUGGAACUUUGCCCCUAAAGCCUUUUGUAAUUCAAAUAACAACAAGCCAGUGGAUUUAGCAGGAGUAUGGAGUAUCCAAAGAAAUGUCAGUUUAAAGAAUGGAAGUGGGUUACAGGCAUCAAGCACACUGCCGUAUAAUAGCAACAGAAGUUUCUACUCCAGGCAUGGUGGCAUUAAAGAUAGUGGGAAAGACACAACAGCACCAUCUGCAGGAAUUGGUGGUAAACAAGAAACCCUGACAUGGACAGGAGCUCGAGGUUCAAGCUACCCUACUUUCGGUCAAAAUAGUAGGAGUACCAGCAGCCCCACCUCCAAUCAAGCCAACAGAGGAUAUGGGUCUAGACCCUCUUCAAACCACUUUAAUCACUUAAACUGGCAGCCAGAUGAAAAUGAAUUUUAAUUUUGCUCAUUCUAAAGUCAUCUUUACCAGUUCUUCCAGCAAGUUCUUCCCAUUUUAUCACUAUAUGCUUAUGUCUUUCAGGAUGACUGUGUAUUUUGGCCUUCAGAUAGUUUGAAUACAAAGUUGCUAUUUAUCUUAUAGUACAUCAGGACUGUACAGUUUCAUUUAGUUGCUAAAUAUCGUGCUUUGGAAGAAAGUUGAAUGCUUCAUGAUGAAUAAAAGGUUUUCGACUCAAUUUCUUGUGGGAAAAUUUGGAAAAACUUUUUAACGAUAUGUGAUUAUCACUAAAUCUUUAAUCCAUAAAGCAGUCAUUGUAUUUUCAGUGUCUUGUGCGUGAGAAGAAAACUACCUUAAUAUCUUCAACAGUAUAUCCUGUAAAUUUGCUUAAAAAACAGCAUGCCUGUCAUCACUUAUUGGCAAGAAGACAAAAAAAUGGCUCUGAAUGCACUGAAUGAAUGAAUGAAAAGGCAGUGAGUGUUCUAAAUUUCAUUUGGAUAUAUUACAUGAUGUAAUAACACUAGACUAUAAUUUUUGCAUUAAAUUAUUUUUCUGCACUUUUCAAAUUGUACUCUUAUGACACUUCUUUAUUAUUUAAUGGAAUCAUAUAUUUCAAAUGAGGGUGUUUGAACAGCUUUUUUGCCAAAUUGUUAUGCUAUUUAAAGAUCUAUUGCUGAUUAUAUCUAUUGACAUUUUAAAAACCUAUUUCAUGUACUUCACAAUAUUUCACAAAAUUACUUUUCAACACUUUGUGCCUUGCUGCUUGGAAAGAGGCAGUAAUUAUGUAAUGUGUUACAAAAUGAACUGUAUUGUAACUAGGUUUGCCUACUACACAGUACAGAUUUGUGGCAGUAACACCAAAGGUGUAACUGUAGGAUGUCGAGCUUUAGGUGUGUCACCCUUAGCUUCUAUUGUGACUACACAAUAAAUCAGACUCUUGCAGCAAGCUUUCAUGAUCAAGAAGCUAAGACUGCAUGGAACAGUUUACCUGUUUACUUGUUUACCACUUGACCUAGCAUAUACGAUAAUACUGUCAAAGCUGGAUCAACACUCUAGAUGGCUUUCUUCUCAACCCAGAUGCUGGUUGAGGCAGCAACAGGUUUUUCACGCUGCUUUUGAAGUCUCUGCUAACCAGCUAGAACUGUGCUGUGAUUUCUUAGACCAUGAAUCCACAACUAUUCUUCUUUUAUACCCACCAAGACACUCUUGUGCCAUGAAUAGUUCAGAAAAUUGCACUGCUUUAAUCCUGUUUUGAAUUUAAACCAGCCUGCUCACCAAGCUAUGAUGGUAUACAGCCCAUCUUUAACCACAAGCACUCCCCACCACAUAAUCAAAGUUUAUGAUAACAUCUAAUCCUGCAUUUCUCAACCUUUUAUGAUGCCCACCAGAUGAAAAAAAAGUACAUCCAUGCACCCCCUUUAGCCAGCUAAUUUCACUAAUACCAAUAUUAGAUAAGAGAAACUUUUUUAAGACAUGACCGUCUUCACGCCCUCUCUUGGAGGCACGCCCCAAAAGUUGAGAACCGUGGAUCUAAUCCAAGAAAGGAAGUAAUAUUACCUCAGAGUUGACAUUCUGAGAAUGUAUCGCUAAUGGACAAGAGGCAGUUUUGCUAAGCUGAGUUAUCAAUGUUACAAUUUGUAUCAAAAUCUACUAUUUACAAAGGGUUAGGGUGCAAUAGGUGAGUAAAAUUUUGACUAAUGGCACAGACUUUUUGACUUUGAAUCCUUGUUUGUGUUGCUUGGAUAUGAACAUAUUGAAAGAAAUGUAAUUUUUGGCAAUGUAGAUAGGUAAUGUGUACAAUCUUAGUAUUGAUUAUCAAGACUGUUGUUCCAGAGUAAAUUAAAUAGCUACUAUUUUAUUAUUUUGUGUCUGUAGAAAAUUCCACAUUAAAAUUUAUGAACAAAUAU